AUGAUUACAUAUUUACCUGAUUUCUUUUUAGAAGAAGACGAGGAAUUUAAUGCUUCUAAUAACACUUUUUUAAAUAUCCAGAAAUCAGAAGAACUGGUUACUAACAAUCUACAAAAUGCGGAAAUUAUAACGGGUAAACUAAAAGACAUUAUAAACUUAGGAAAAGUAAAUGAUGAAGCAAUUAGUUUAAGUAUUGAAGAAAUAAAUAAAAGUAUUGAGGAACUUAAAAAUAUGGAAUGCCAAAUUAUGAGAUACAUUGAAGAACAAUCUUCACUUGAGUCAUCUAUACAUAAAAAGUUUGAGGAUUUUUAUCUACUUGAAUUGCAAAAUAAACAAAUGAUUAUAGCAAAUAAAAUGUCAAAUAUUCAAACAUAUUCAAUCAAAAUUAGUGAACAGUAUGAGAAGCAAAGAUAUAAUAGAACUAUGAAUGAAAAAAAAGAGAAAUCUUAUAAGUUGAUGAUUCAUGAACAGAUGAGUUGGAAGGAAUUGAAGAAUUAUUGGAAAAAUAGACAAAUUGAAUAUGAUCAAAGGUACAAACAGUUACUUAAUCUUAAUGAAUAUAUUGAAGAUAGAUUUAAAUCAUUAAAUACUGAAUAUAAUAAUUUGAUUGAAAAUAAAAAUAGAGUAAUAAUAAAUAAACAAAACUUAGAGAUGUUGUUAGAGGUUUCUAAAAAGGAAAUAGAAGAAAAACUGAAUGGAUUAAUUAAAGAAGAUAAUUUAAUAGCAGAUAAAAUAAUAAAAAGUAAUAAGACAAUAGAAAAUCAAGAAGCAGAACUAAAGGUGAUAAAAUCUUCAAUUAAUGAGAGUUUACAUAGCUUGGAAAUACUAGAAAAAAAUAGACUUACAAAAGAAAAUGAUUUGGAAAAUAUGUUGUUAUCAAUAAAAGAGAAGGAUACCAUUUUAUUAAAAAUCAAUGAAAUAUAUGCACUUGAGAAAUUAAAAGUUGAAAAGUUGGCCGGGUAUUCCAAGGAGAGUGAACUUACAAUCCAAGAAAUUAAGAAGCUUGAGAUACAACUUCAAAAUGCAAAAGAUAAUUAUGAAAAUAUCAAGAAUAGGGAAGUUGAAGAUUUGUCAAACUCAGAGGGUAUUAUUGAAUUGCAUCAUGUUGAAAGAGCAAAUGCAGAAUUAAUGGAGGAGAUACAUAUUUUGGAACAAAGUAUUAUAUCAUAUGAAACUUCAAUACGUAUGGAAGCAGAAAAAAUAAUAGAAAAGAAAGAUAUUAGCUCAGUUAAAGAUACUAGUUCAAUAAUAAAUACUAUUAAUGAAGUUAUUGAAAAAAAAGAGAAAGAAAUGGAUAAGGGUUUAUUUGAAUAUUUUAGUAGUACAAAUGAAAAAGGUAUAAGUGAACAAGAUAUUAAAGAAUAUAUUACUAAAAUCAAUAGUAUAUUAAUAAAAGAAGCAAUAAAAGGAAAAGUGGGUAAUCUAAAAAGAAAUAAAGCUGAAAGUAUGCGAAAUAUGGAGAAAUUACUUGUGGAGUCACUGACAUUAUUACAAAAAAUAGAUGAUGAAGAAGCUCAGAGUGAACAAUAUUUUAAAAAUAGCCCAUUACAACAAAUUCUUAUGCAGUAUAAACUAGAUUCUAGUCAGUCAUGCAAUAAUAAUCGACGCCUCUUAACCCCAACAAAGGUAAGUAAGAAAUCUAUUGAUACUUAA
Cryptosporidium muris RN66 is the source of this 1653-nucleotide messenger RNA. RefSeq lists its product as uncharacterized. The transcript is spliced from 4 exons. Bases 1 to 1653 code for a protein of 550 amino acids. NCBI's taxonomy places the organism in Eukaryota, Apicomplexa, Conoidasida, Eucoccidiorida, Cryptosporidiidae. The record is from RefSeq and is a predicted model, not a curated record.